Molecule: messenger RNA, 2679 nt
Organism: Labeo rohita (rohu)
Lineage: Eukaryota; Metazoa; Chordata; Actinopteri; Cypriniformes; Cyprinidae
Gene: ghsra
Product: growth hormone secretagogue receptor a
Exons: 2
Coding region: 800-1882 (360 amino acids)
Biological process (GO): G protein-coupled receptor signaling pathway; hormone-mediated signaling pathway
Cellular component (GO): plasma membrane
Molecular function (GO): growth hormone secretagogue receptor activity
Source: RefSeq, a predicted model, not a curated record
CUCCGCGAGGUGAUUUCAUCUCUCCGACUCUCACCUUGUACACUUAUCUAUCUUCCCACACCAAAGUUGCCUUAAAUAGCUUCAAGACUAACGAUUUUCUGUCCAGUGUGGACAGAUAACUUGACAGUAGACGCUGGAUUGCCAUCCUUAAAUCUUUAGAGUUUUCCUAUCACUUGGAACCAUUUUUAGAUGUGGAACGGAUGGUAAGGAUGUGCCAUGAGGACAUUUAUUUGACAACUACAAAUAGAGUACAACAGGGAAACACUUGAACGACCUUCAGAAGAGUCGACUUUUUAAAGGAAUCUCUGCGCGUACGCGACUACAGUCGCGCCUCUGAAAGUUAGCCGUCAGGUGUCAUAAAGACUUUUAAACAGUGACAUUUGUGAAAGUAUAUUUGUUAUAUGUAACCCCAUAUUAAAUAAUGGCGGUUUUGUCGUUUUCACGCACAAUACUGAACGGAGAAAGCAGAUUGCUGUUGCUAUGGUUACUUUUACGCGCGGACGCGACUUCUGUCAGCGAAGUUUUAUUUAGCGCGCGAAUGUGUCUUUUGUGGAAACAUAUAGUAUAUAUGUAAAAGAACAUACUUUGAAGAUUCAUUCUACUUAUUGUUUUGACGACUUUUGCAGGGGGCUACAGACCCUCCAAUACUAGCGAAUUCGCAUCCUGCGGUACAGGUUGUAUAAGUAACAUUCUACAUGUCGGGCAGCCCUGAGCGCAGCACGAUGGGGAGUCGGUGGGGAGAAUGUCCUCCCCGAGCUCUCUCUCACAGGAGAAUCUAGACGCUCCAUGAUCUCUCAGCAUGCCUACCUGGACGAACCGGUCCAACUGUUCCUUCAACUGCAGUUGGGAUGAUAACGCGACAUACUGGGGAUUCGAGCACCCGGUCAACAUUUUCCCCAUUCCAGUGCUAACCGGGGUCACCGUCACCUGCGUGCUCUUCUUCUUUGUGGGUGUAACGGGGAAUCUCAUGACCAUUUUAGUGGUGACAAAAUACAAGGACAUGCGAACCACCACCAACUUGUACCUGUCCAGCAUGGCCUUUUCGGAUUUACUCAUUUUCCUCUGCAUGCCUCUGGACUUGUAUAGAAUCUGGAGGUACCGACCUUGGAAUUUCGGCAACAUACUUUGUAAACUCUUUCAGUUUGUGAGCGAGUGUUGCACGUACUCGACCAUUCUAAACAUCACUGCUCUCAGCGUGGAAAGAUACUUUGCUAUUUGUUUUCCUCUUAGAGCGAAAGUAGUCGUGACCAAGGGUCGCGUACGCGGGGUCAUUUUGGUCCUCUGGAUAGUAUCCUUCUUUAGUGCAGGACCUGUGUUUGUGCUCGUCGGGGUUGAGCAUGAAAACGGGACAAACUCGUGGGAUACUAACGAAUGCAAAGCGACGGAAUAUGCCAUUAGGUCUGGGCUCUUAACCAUUAUGGUUUGGGUCUCCAGCAUCUUUUUCUUCUUGCCUGUGUUCUGCUUAACUGUACUGUAUAGUCUCAUCGGGCGAAAGCUCUGGAAGAGAAAGAGGGAGACGAUUGGGGAAAACGCAUCGAGUCGUGAUAAAAACAACAGACAGACAGUCAAAAUGCUGGCUGUGGUGGUGUUUGCCUUCGUGCUCUGCUGGCUUCCCUUUCAUGUUGGACGCUACCUGAUCUCCAAAUCCACAGAGAUGGGCUCUCCUGUCAUGUCCGUCAUCAGCCACUACUGUAAUCUUAUCUCCUUUGUACUCUUUUACCUGAGUGCAGCAAUCAACCCUAUUCUGUACAACAUCAUGUCUAAGAAGUACAGGAUGGCAGCCUGCAAACUUUUCGGACUGCAUCACACCCCACGAAGAAGCACAUCGGUGGUCAAAGGAGAGAGUUCCCCGUGCUGGACGGAAUCGACUGCCAGCCUGUGACUCUGACGGACUAUCUUUAGCAUUAACAGCCAUUUCAGACCUCAUCUAGCCUACUGCUGCCACCAUUUUGUAAGAUAAUAGCUCCUUAAUUAGACUGAAGAUCCACAUGGACAUCUCAUACAUUUUCAGACAGAUCAGGGAGUAGUUUAGAUAAUAUUCUAUUCAUGAACAGCCAUUCGUCCAUCCAAGCUCAACAUUUCAUUAGAUGCCUUGACGUUUUAUAAAAAUAUGCUUGUAAAUAGACAUAAAAAGGGAGAGGGUAAAAAGAUAACUUCAGUUGCCUUAACUCUAAAUGAAAUCUGGAAGACAAAAUUAGCACUGUAGAUACAGCAGCCUUAUGCACCCGACGACAGGGACUGCAGAGGUGAUGCCAUUCAUUUGCAUUGUGCCUGAAUGCACGUCAUGCUCUCUUAGCAACUGUUGACACUUUCUUUAUGUGCGUGUUCAUAAGGCUCGGCUCCAGACCUGAAGCAAUACACAGAAUUCAAAGGAAAGUUAAUUAAAAAUAAAGAAACAUACAAGUCAGAAUUGCAUUUGUGCAUUUAAGUACUCAUACCUCAUAAAGCUUGCUUUUGUUCUGAGUGUUUCAUGUGCUAAAUGUAAAAACUACUGAUACUGAAUUACCCAGUUAUACAGAAGAGUUUCAUUUAAAACCACUGCAAUAAGUGUUGUGACAGUAUAUUUGUAUGUUACAUCCAGUAGUACCUGUUGUGGAAGCUGCAUGUCUUGUGUUCUAAAUGUUGUACAGUAUAGAAUCUUACAUCUUUGUAUAUUGUAAAAUAUGUAAAUAUAACCAU